AUGGGUCCGUCUCUGAGAGAUCACGCAUCCUUCGCUCGUCCAUCCACUCGCGACCGGCCGUCCACCCGCGACCAGGCCGAAAAUUCCCUGGUGGUCCCCAGUCGCACCUCCUCGCUUCACUCGCGUAUUACCCAACCCAUCCCCUCCCAGAUGAAUGCCAAACCUACCCAGCGGACCCCCAAGACCCUCACCCAUGCCUACAUGGUCUGUGGUGUGGGCCGAGAGCCCUCCCAAUGGGUGAAGGCUCCCGCUCCGGCCCAGGGCAAGAUCGGUCAUAUGAAAGGCGCUGUCGGGCAGUUUUGGUUGCCCGAGAUCCUGGGCAGUAGCCCGCGCCUGGAACAGGACAACGAGAUUGCCAAGGCUCUGCACUCGGCCAUGAGGGCCUGCUUUCCCCACGAUGUCGAAAUCUGCACCGGCAAGACCCAGCCACACUGCGCCCACCAUGCCUUUGUCCUGCAACAGGACUCCUCACAUACGCUCUACGGUAUCGCCUUGCGUGUCUGGUCCCGGGCAGACGAGAAGCGGGCCGAGACCAUCCGUGAAUUGCGCAAGAAGACCGAACCCGACUUCUACGAUAACCCGGAUGAGACCUACUGGAUUCCUUACUGCCUCAGCUUCCUCUCCAGAUAUCCUCUCUACGACCUCCUGGGUGACUACCUGCGUGGGAUGUGGAUUCACUGGAACAAGGCGACCAACCUCUUCCAUGCCGAAGAGGUCUCCCGGAUUCUGAGCUUCCCUGCGCCCCGUCUGAACGAUCUGGUGCGCAUUGAUAUGAAGGAUUACGCUCUCUGCUACCAGUUCCCCUCAUCACCUACCGGUUUCCAGAACUUCUCCAUGUGGCCCCUGUUUACCUGUCUGUCCAUCCCCAACAUUGUAGGCGUGGUCGAGGCCGCCGUGUCACCAACCCGCCGCAUCAUCUUUGUCAGCCACUACCCGGCCAUGCUCACGAUCGCCGCCGAGACCAUCCGGUACUGCGUGAGGAUCUACGAGUGGAGCGGUCUGUACGUUCCCGUGGUUCACGCCCGCCAUAUCAAGGACCUGGUCCAGGAGCCCGGUCCCUACAUUCUGGGUGUGACCGCCGAGUGCCGCACUCUAUUCAAUGCCCCCUCGGAUGCCCUGGUCGUAGACCUGGACCGGAACUUCGUCCUGACUUCCAGCCCCCCGAACGUCUUGAACCCUGGGCAGCGCACCAAGUUCAUCAACCGCCUCACGCAGGCGUUGAAUGGCGAUGUCACGCCCUCGGGUGUUCCGAACCACCUUCGUUCCGCCUAUGCCGGCGGAAAACUCAUCCCCGCUGGACAGAUCAUCGUUAUGCGUGGCGAAGUUGAGAGCAUCGAGGAGCCCAGCUGGUGGAACCAGGACUCGGUGAUGGGCGUGAUGGACCACGUCUGUGAGAAAUUAGGACGGAACACCGGUAUGAAGGCCAUUUUCGGAGGCUCCGUGAAGAAGCCUCUGAUGACCAAGGUCUCGAUGCGCCAUCUUAACGAGAUUGUGCGUGAGCGUAACCAGUACUCUCGCGAUGCGAUGGAGGCCUGGCAAGACUUUAUCAAUCUCAAGGGCCGCAUGGACACUGAGCUGAGCAAGGUGACCAAGCGCAACAACUUCCUCGUGGAAGAAUUGGAAACCUGGAAGCAGCAGUUCCUCAAGUUCCAGGCCUUUGCCGAGACGCUCACCAAGGAGACCGCUGACCUCAAGGUCAAGAUUGAGAACCACAAACGCGAGAACCGUCGUCUCACUGGUCUUAUCGAUCAGCAGAAGGAUGAUGUGGCCCGUCUCACCCUUCGCCUCUCUGGCACCGAGAAGCAGAGAGAUGAUGCUCUGGAAGCCUUGGUUCUCCAACAGGAGAUUGCCGAAGAGCUCGAGCGCGAACGGAAGCGCAACCAGAAGGAGCUCGCCUCUCUGCAGCACAGCAAUGCCUCUCUCUCGCGCCAGCGGGAUGAGGCUCAGCGGGUCGUGCUGCAUCUCCGCAGUCUCAUCAACGGCCAGACUCAUCAUAUGGAGCACAUUGUUCGCUCUAUCGGUAGCUCCGCCGAGCUUUCUGAACUGGCCGAGCAGGAAGCGACGGAGGAAAGCAAGGAGAUGGACCAGACCGAGAACAACGCCGAGCCUGCGGUGUCGAAGCGUUCUUCCGCCGUCACUCCGCGCUCCGGAAAGGACGGCGUCAAGGACAUGAGCCCUGAACUGGAACAACAUCUUCUGAAUCUGGGCAAGGAACAGAAGCGUCUGGCCCGCCUCAGCAUCACUGAUGUGGCCGAUCGCUAUCUGAGAGAUAAGACCGACGCCAUCUCGGACAUUAUCCGCAGCAUCAAAGAUGAUUCGGACGAUGCUGGCAAGCAGAACCGCUUGGCUCCUGAGGGCCAAGAUGAUCAGAGCUCCCUCCGCGAGGGCAGCGAGAUGGGAGAUGACAGCACGUUACACCCCGACAACCGUAACUCUAGUGUGCCGCCGACACCUGAUCUCGUGCAUAACCGCUCCAGCACAUCCAUGUCGAUGGUCAGCAGCUCCACCUUCCCCGAGCGAUCCAGCCAGCAGUAUGGCCCUGGAGAGAUCCCGACCCGGAUAGUCGAGGAUGAUGACGAACACGCGCAUGAGACGGAUGGUCUUGAUGACCACACCGAGACUGGCACUUUGUCCAAGCAGGCCAGUGAGGAUCUCAUGCGGCCAGGCGCCUCACGGCUGGUUGCGUAA
Molecule: messenger RNA, 2688 nt
Organism: Aspergillus terreus NIH2624
Lineage: Eukaryota; Fungi; Ascomycota; Eurotiomycetes; Eurotiales; Aspergillaceae
Product: DENN (AEX-3) domain protein
Exons: 4
Coding region: 1-2688 (895 amino acids)
Biological process (GO): regulation of Rab protein signal transduction
Cellular component (GO): cytoplasmic vesicle
Source: RefSeq, a predicted model, not a curated record